Messenger RNA from Salmo salar (Atlantic salmon), 1340 nucleotides. NCBI's taxonomy places the organism in Eukaryota, Metazoa, Chordata, Actinopteri, Salmoniformes, Salmonidae. The record is from RefSeq and is a predicted model, not a curated record.
CAACAACCUGAGACUGUACUGACAGAGAGGAUGAUGGGAAAUACAUCAACAACCUGAGACUGUACUGACAGAGAGGAUGAUGGGAAAUACAUCAACAACCUGAGACUGUACUGACAGAGAGGAUGAUGGGAACUACAUCAACAACCUGAGACUGUACUGACAGAGAUGAUGAUGGGAAAUACAUCAACAACCUGAGACUGUACUGACAGAGAGGAUGAUGGGAAAUACAACAACAACCUGAGACUGUACUGACAGAGAGGAUGAUGGGAAAUACAUCAACAACCUGAGACUGUACUGACAGAGAGGAUGAUGGGAAAUACAUCAACAACCUGAGACUGUACUGACGGAGAGGAUGAUGGGAAAUGCAACGAUCUUCUCCGUUAUGGUGAUGUUGCGGAUGCUGAGCUGGCAGCUGCCAUCAUGUCCAGGAGGAUCAUCCAGUCUCUGAUCACCGUGGAAGCCUGGGAGGGGUACACCUUCGCUGAUCAUCAGAUCAGGAUCAAGGAGUCACAUGACCUCUACGGAGCUGUGAUGUGGCCCUCGGCCAUAGUGCUGUGUUACUUCCUGGAUACGCACCGUGACACGUACAACCUGCUGGACAAGAACGUCAUCGAGCUGGGCGCCGGGACCGGUCUGGUCUCCGUAGUUACCAGCCUUCUAGGUGCCAAGGUAACGUCCACAGACCUACCGGAGGUGCUGAGUAACCUGCAGUAUAACGUCCUCCGUAACACCAGGGGGCAGUGUAGACACCCUCCUCAGGUCACUGAGCUGUCCUGGGGGAACGAGCUGGAACAACACUUCCCUCAGGCUACCUGUCACUACGACUACGUGUUCGCCGCUGACGUGGUGUACUGCCACCCCUACCUGGGGGAACUCUUGGACACCUUCGAUCACCUGUGUCAGGACGGGACGGAGAUCCUCUGGGCCAUGAGGUUCCGUCUGGACAGAGAGAACCAGUUCGUAGAACGGUUCCGGACCAGGUUCCACCUGGAAGAACUGUAUGAUCUGCCCAGUCUCUGUAUCAAACUGUACCGAGCAUCAAGGAAGGAGAUGGAGAGGAAGACACCAUCUGGAGAGGCUGCUUAAUACUACCAUGCUCUACGGAAGCAGUCUGAGACACUGCAGGGGGAUGGAGAGAUGGAUAGAGAGAUGGAUGGAGGGAGAGAUGGAUGGAUGGAUGGAUGGAUGGAUGGAGAGGCUGCUUAAUACUACCAUGCUCUACGGAAGCAGUCUGAGACACUGCAGGGGGAUGGAGAGAUGGAUGGAGAGAUGGAUGGAUGGAUGGAUGGAUGGAGAGAAGGAUGGAUGGAUGGAGAGAAGGAUGGAUGGAAGGAGAGAAG